Messenger RNA from Sipha flava (yellow sugarcane aphid), 2860 nucleotides. Its product is annotated as RNA polymerase-associated protein CTR9 homolog. Gene Ontology annotation, biological process: regulation of DNA-templated transcription. The record is from RefSeq and is a predicted model, not a curated record. The transcript has 14 exons. Gene Ontology annotation, molecular function: RNA polymerase II complex binding. The coding region runs from base 830 to 2740 and encodes 636 amino acids. Lineage: Eukaryota; Metazoa; Arthropoda; Insecta; Hemiptera; Aphididae. Gene Ontology annotation, cellular component: Cdc73/Paf1 complex.
UCGGAUCGGACCACGAGGCACCUGAAUGAUUUCAGACGGCCCGUGGCGGCGGACCCACCCUGUGCGGACGGCGUGUCCGGCCCGAACGACAUUCCUUCGCUCUCACCACCCCCCCCCCACCAACGACGCGAACGACCCUCGCACCGUACAAGCGAUCCAACAGGUUUGACCAUCAUGCCUCCGCCGCGCAUUCCUCCCCGCCGAUCAAUCGCCCUCGACGAAAACCGAAUCGUGUCGUCGACGCCGCAGACGAUCGUUUAACCUUCAACUACGCAUUGGUCCGAGUGCCGUUGAAAGAUUUUCGCCCGUCGAACACGGAUCGGCUACUGCACUGGAAAGUGGUCCUGAACGAUCAUUAAUAUUCAGUAUUGACAUCUCAAAUAUUUUUGCAGAACAAUUGACACUUCAAAAUGGAAUACUACAAACACUUAGGAGGAAAUGAUUAUUCCACGAUUGAGAUAGACAAUAUAUACUGUAGCAAUGGCGAUUUAGAACUCACAGACAGAGAAGAGAAUAUAAGUAGGGGUAUAGAUAUGUUGGCUGCAUAUCUUAUGGAAAAAGCUUGUCGGGAAAAAAGCAAAUGUGAACGCCAAAAAUUUUUUAAUGAUAUUACAUAUCUGUAUUUGAACACGGAUAAAAUUGUUAUGAAUCACAUGAAUCAUUUAAUAGGCAGGGCCUUUGUCUGCUUAUUAGAUAAUGAAACGAUAGAAGAAGCUGAUUUAAAAUUAUCUGAAAUAAUAUUGAAUUGUUUAGAUUAUGUACCAUUUACAUUCGGAAAAUCGAUCGAUGAAAUUGAUGUAAGUGGAUGUAAACGAAAUCUUAUCAAACAAUGGAAGUUAUUACGUCAAAAAAAAAAAAAAAACCUGAAUAUAUUCGAACGGAUAUGUCGUUCAGUUUAUUGAAAUUAGGAGAGAUUGAAAAAGCAAGAUUGGGAUUUGAAUUAGCUUUAAAGUUAAACUCAAAUUGUGUGCUUGCAUUAGUAGGUCUUUCGAUCACACUGUUAAUUAAAUCCAGCAAAUCCCCGCAUACUAUUAAUCUUAGUGUACAAUUUUCAAAUCAACUGACCGUUAAAACCAUGAAAAUAGAAAAUAUAUUCAAAAUAGCCAGUGAUUAUUCAACCGACGAGAAUUUCGAUAAAGCCAUACAAUAUUCCAAUAUCAUAUUGCAUAGAUCAAGGAAUUUACACCAAAUAACUGAAUGUUUUAAUUUAUUGGGUAAAAUUUAUGAAUUAAAGCGUGACUAUAAUCGGUCAUUCGUAUAUUAUUGUCAAGCAGUUCAUAUGAAUCCUAUUGAAAUUGGAUAUUCACAUUACGGUCUUGCGAAAAUGUAUGUCCUGAAUUGCUCCUUUGAUAAGGCUGAAAAGUGCUUGGAAAUGUAUUCACGUGUGAACCCAGAAUGCAAUAAAUCUAAAGUAAAGCUUGGUUUAUUGUAUGUGCGUUCAGAAUUUAAAGAUAAAACGUACAAAGCUCAAACUUAUCUGGAAGAAGUAGUAAAUGAAGUUCCAAACUGUCUGGAAGCCUGGGUUGGCUUAGGUUUGUUAGCCAUAAACAAUAACAAAGAUUUAAAAAAUAUUUAUCGUAAAAUUAUGGUUUUGUCACAUAAUUUAGAAUUAACAGGCUUCUCAAUUGACUUGAUAAUUGAUAUCGCUUUUAUAUAUUACCAGUAUGAAAAAUAUAAGCACUGUCGCUCAUUACUUGAAAUAGCCAUGAACUUCUUAAAAGAAUUAUCUGAAACCUCUCCAUGUUUAUAUUUUGAAUAUCUGACUCAAAUAGUUGACGUUCGUUUAGUCGAAGUUUAUUUAAAACUUCAAAAAUUUCAAAAGGCAGAAAAAGUAUUGAAAGAAACUAUCCAGAGACAUCCAAAAGAUAUUGAAUCAAUCAUAAAAAUGGCACAUUUGUUUCAAGACCGUCAUCAGGAUAAUGAGGCUCGCGAAUAUGCUAAAGAAGCAUUGCAACUUAAUCCAAGAAAUCCUGAGGCCCUGAAAAUACUUAGAGAAUUGAAUUUAGAAGAUGAAAUGGACUUAUCUGAGUUUAAUGAAUCAUCGCUUAAAAAUCUAGUAAAUAUAUUUAAUAAUUUGAAAGACAUUGCAGUUCAAACUGUGAACAAAGAUACAGAAUUUGAUAAUUUGACUUUAGAAUUUUUUGGAAAAUUAUUGAAUUCUGAUCCAGAAUACAUCUGGGGCCCUGGUAGAUUGGGCCAACAUCUAGCAAAUAGUGAAAUUUUAAGCAAAUUGAAAAAUGUAUUUUCUACAGCCGAAAAAUCUAAUAUAUUAUGCAGGACAUGGAUAUAUUAUGCAGAUUUUUGCAUAAAAAAUGGAUACUACGAUCAGAGUAUUGAAAUAAUGGAAGUAUGUUUGAAAUUAUUUUUUUUACAUGAUACUUUUGAAGUUCACACAUUGAUUGGAUUUCAAUAUUCCUUAGCAGAUAAUUAUCAAUAUAGUAAAAAAAUGUUUUUAAAAGCUUUUAUGGCUUCUCCUGGUGAUAUCUAUAUCAUAAACAAUUUUGCUUUUCAAAUACAACAAAUAGGGAACCUAAUUCUAGAAAACAAAAAAUGCACUAUAAAUGAUGUCCAUAAAGCCAUGGAAAAUAUUAAAUUAGCAGAGAAAUAUUAUGCUUUUCUCUUAAGACAAAAUGAUGUUGUGGUUCAUGGUGCAGCCAACGAAGGACUAGUACUUUGUCAAUUAAAGAUUCGUUCAUUACCGACUUAUAUACGCCAAGUACGUCUAAUGGAAAUUAAAUAGAUGACAUCUAAAUCUUAAAGACAAUUGAGGAACAAUCAAAUUUAAGUUAAAUGUUAAGAUAAAAUACUGGAGCCAUAUGAAGACUACACAUAACGCUUUUUGUCAAGACACUGAAAUGAA